Molecule: messenger RNA, 1114 nt
Organism: Panicum virgatum (switchgrass)
Lineage: Eukaryota; Viridiplantae; Streptophyta; Magnoliopsida; Poales; Poaceae
Product: ethylene-responsive transcription factor RAP2-3-like
Exons: 2
Coding region: 140-784 (214 amino acids)
Biological process (GO): ethylene-activated signaling pathway; regulation of DNA-templated transcription
Molecular function (GO): DNA-binding transcription factor activity; DNA binding
Source: RefSeq, a predicted model, not a curated record
CUCCGCUCCCCACCGCUUGCCAUCCAUUCGAGGGCGCCCCAGCACCAGCAGCCAUAUAGCAAAGCUCUCGCAACCAAAGGCCCAAAGCCUUCAUCUCCCGAUCAUCCCAAGCGCAAAUCCACAAGAAGAAGCAUCAACCAUGUGCGGCGGCGCGAUCAUCUCCGAGUUCAUCCCGCAACGCGAGGCCCGUGGCAAGCGGGCCCUCCGCGCCGACGACUUGUGGCCGCACCCGACCGCCGGCUUCGACGACGUCGCUGCCGCAGACGGCUACGAGUUCACCAGCGCCGCCUCAUUCCCGCACGACCAAGAGGCGCCGGCGAGGAAGCGGGAGCGCAAGACCAUGUACCGCGGCAUCCGGCGGCGGCCGUGGGGCAAGUGGGCGGCGGAGAUCCGCGACCCGGCCAAGGGCGCGCGCGUCUGGCUCGGCACCUUCGCCACCGCCGAGGCCGCCGCGCGGGCCUACGACCGCGCCGCGCGCCGCAUCAGGGGCUCCAAGGCCAAGGUCAACUUCCCCAACGAGGACCCGCCGCCCGACGACGACCUGACCCUGGGGACCAUGCCGCACCUGCCCGUCUCCCUCGUCGCCGACUACGACGUCGUCGGCUUCUUCCACGGCCAUGGCCAGCACCACCAGUACGUGCCAGACGCCGUGCCGGUCAUGGCGGCGCCGCCAGAGGACGCGGUGGCGGCCUACGUGCACCACCACCAGCCUCUGCCGCAGCAGGACGCCGCCGGGAUGGAGAUGUGGACGUUCGACGCCAUCAACACGGCCGUGCCACUGUGACUACUGUGAAAACAAACGAGUCGCGAUUCAUGCAUCCUGCUGCUAGCUUGUUUCAUUUCCAAUACGUACGCCGUUUCCCAAUACAGUAGUAGUAGUAUUUUGCUAGGGGUUUUAUACUUUACUAUUAUCUAUACUGUAGGAGAGAUUUGUCUUAUCCGCCAAUGCAACUCUAUAGCUAGCUAGCUAGGCCGGGGUGGUCGGCUGGAACACUCUGGACGGACUCUGCCACUCCGUGGCCAUCUCCCUCUAGCAGCAGAACAGCACCGAGCUAGUAGCUCUUUGUGUAAAGAUGAAUUCUCCACGAAUAAUAAAUUGCCAUGGAUUUCAUUA